Messenger RNA from Xenopus laevis (African clawed frog), 3348 nucleotides. It is a transcript of the gene ppp2r3b.L, whose product is annotated as protein phosphatase 2 regulatory subunit B', beta L homeolog. Gene Ontology annotation, cellular component: protein phosphatase type 2A complex. Gene Ontology annotation, molecular function: protein phosphatase regulator activity; calcium ion binding. The transcript is spliced from 13 exons. NCBI's taxonomy places the organism in Eukaryota, Metazoa, Chordata, Amphibia, Anura, Pipidae. Bases 984 to 2513 code for a protein of 509 amino acids. The record is from RefSeq and is a predicted model, not a curated record.
GGUCACUUACCAGUAAUAAUUUGUACUAAAAUUUAAGGUUUAAACAUAAUGUUCCUCUUUCAGUCUGGCAGCUCAGUAAUCCAGAUACAGAUUCUGAACAGUUACAAAAUUAGUUGAUACAUUUCUUGGUAGCUUUUAUGGAAUGUUAGACAAAAACAAUGAAACAUAAAAGGAAAUUGAAAAAAUAGCCUUUAUUCCUCAUGGACGAUUGGAAAACACCCCCCUGUAAAACCUAUAUUUUAAACAAUCUGUUUAUUUUGUUGUACUAAAACCUCCCUGUUAAUCCUUGCUGUUUUUGCGUUGUAAAAAGAAAUAGGAGAGUGUGGAAUUCUGCUCUUCCUGUUCUCAUUUGAGUGUCUGAUUCCAUUAGAAAAUACCCUGAGCUUGUGCUGGUAACCUACAUAUGCUGACUUAGUAGCUCUCCUGUUCCUCCUUGGCUUUAUCAGUGGCUGCUGCAUAUUUGUUAAGUUGAUAGAGGCCACAUACAAGGGGAGUGGAAUGUAAAUGCAGUAGUGUGACUGCAGCCUGCACUGACCACUUGACUCGCAGCACAUUCAUUGCCUCCUGUUGGUGUCUGACAUACUGAAAAGACAGCUGGAAACUACAGCCCUGCCAUCAAGCUUCUGUGUUUCUCAACUUUUUUUCCCCCUCCCAGAACUUUAGAAGCUUUGUUUUAUAUAUAGUGUCUGUGCAGCAUUAAAGAGGCUCAACCUGUUGGUUAAUGAGUACUGUGCAGAGCUUCUGGGACAUCUCUCUGAAAGGGCAGCACCCUUUUUGACUUUGUAAGUACAGUCACUGCAAGCCAGUGUUCAUGGAACAUGAGAUUCAAGCUGUUCCGGCUCUUGGUGAAUUGCAGCAUUAAUACAGAGCCUCACAAGCGGUCGAUUUUAUAUCUUUUUGGGGAACGGAAACCUAUUUCCUCCGUGGAGAGUAUUUCUAGACGGUGGGAGUUUUCAACAGUCUAGAUCAUUUUUUUUUUUUUAAUGAAAUCUGGAAGCAUGAGGCUGAAAGAGAUCUCCUUAAGGCAAGACCCGGACCUGAGAAAGGAAUUGGCAUUAUUGGCCCGUGGAUGUGAUUUUGUCUUGCCGUCAAGAUUUAAAAAAAGGCUUAAGGCUUUUCAGCAAAUCCAGGUCCAUCCAAAAAAGGAAGAGCCAUUGACACCUGCCUUGAGCCAAAACAUUCCAAAAUUUUACUUUCCUAAGGGAUGCCCAAAAACUAAUUUUAAUAUUGAUGGCAUCAUUUCAAAGAUAGAGAAGACCUUUUCGGACUUUCCUCUUGAAAGAGCGACUCUGGAAGACAUGGGGAAAGUAGCCAAGGCUUGUGAAUGCCCAAUGUAUUGGAAAGCACCAUUGUUUUAUGCAGCUGGUGGAGAAAGGACCGGAUACGUUUCUGUUCAUAAGUUCAUAGCAGUCUGGCGAAAGAUCUUGCAGACUUGCCAUGAUGAUUCUGCAAAAUUCAUGCAGCUACUUGCAAAACCCGGAUGUAAUUAUUUGGAACAGGAAGACUUCAUUCCAUUUUUACAAGAUGUAGUGAACACUCAUCCACAUUUGACAUUUUUGAGUGAAGCUUCAGAAUUUCAUUCCCGUUACAUUACCACAGUAGUUCAAAGAAUUUUCUAUCAGGUGAAUAGGUCGUGGUCUGGACGUAUCACAUGUUCAGAGCUCAGGAAAAGUAAUUUCUUGCAGCAUGUUGCAUUACUGGAGGAGGAAGAUAUAAACCAAUCGGCAGAUUACUUUUCCUAUGAGCACUUUUAUGUUAUAUACUGCAAAUUUUGGGAGCUUGACUCAGACCAUGACUUGUACAUUGAUGAAAGCGAUCUUGCCAAGCACAAUGAUCAUGCAAUAUCAAGUCAUGUUAUUCAAAGAAUAUUCUCAGGCGCAGUAACACGAAACCGAAAAGUUCAUAAAGAAGGCAAGAUUAGUUAUGCUGAUUUUGUUUGGUUUCUGUUAUCUGAAGAGGACAAGAAGACACAGACAAGCAUAGAAUACUGGUUUCGCUGCAUGGAUUUGGAUGGUGAUGGCGUAUUGUCUAUGUAUGAGCUGGAGUACUUCUAUGAAGAGCAGUGUCAGAAGAUGGAAAGCAUGGCCAUUGAGCCCUUGCCUUUUGAGGAUUGCCUUUGUCAGAUGUUGGAUUUGGUCAAGCCACAAACUGAAGGCAAAAUCACUCUCCAUGACUUGAAGAAAUGCAAGCAAGCAAAUAUUUUCCUUGACACCUUCCUUAACCUGGAAAAAUACCUUGACCACGAGCAGAAAGACCCCUUCUCUGUAUUGAGGGUUGGAGAAAAUGAAGGGCAGGAGCUGUCUGACUGGGAGAAGUAUGCAGCUGAAGAAUAUGCCGUCUUGGUAGCAGAGGAAGCCGCAAAUGAACAGUGGAAUGAUGGGUAUGACGCCGAGCUGAAUCUUCUGGAUGUUCCAGUGGCAAAUGCGGAUGAUAAAAGGCCUUUCUUUGAGUUGCCGUCCCAUUCAUCAGAAGUCGACUUGGAAGAAUACGAGUAUGAAGAUGACUUUGAAUAACUGCGCUUGGCGUAAGGUUUCCCUGCAGCAGGACUGCCAUGUUCUCUUUUGGAAACUAUGGGAUGAAGAACAAGUUACAAGUCGACUGCAGCAGCAAGGCGUCAUGUUUUUGUAUAUUUUUAAUUUAUUGCCAAAAUAUUUAUUAUUGUUUUGCUGUGUGAUUUCCAGUAAUGUGCUGCCAUGAUAUGGCUCUACUUGUGUUCCUACUGUUUCAUGUCAUAUUUCCAAGGCUUGUAGAUGUUUCCGUGCAGUGUUGCUCUUUCAUGAUAUGUUUAAUUCAUCAUAAUUAAUUCUCUGGGGAAGUAGCGCAGUCCUUUAUUAUAUGCUGCAGCCAAUAACAAGGCAGCCUGUUACAGAAGUGAAUGAAAUACAUUUCACUUGGUAAUUAUAGGCCAAUAGAACAUGAUACAUUUUCCCCAAAAAUAAUGUAACAUUGGUGUCAGCAGCAGUGCUGAACAAUUGGAAUCAUGGAAGGGUCACUUAUGUGAUUCACUUGGUUCCUCUGGGUAAACACCAAUGCGAAGUUUCUUUAUAAUAUUUUGUCGUCCACGCUGGAGGAGAUUAAGAGUGGGCUGCAACGCACCAUUGCCCAAAGGAGCUGAGCAGUCAUGAUGGCAAUGAACUGAUGUGUCCAUGUAACUGUUUUAUUCAUAGAAUUGAAUCUUCAGGUUUAGUUGUCACAUUCCAUUACGCGCAAAUAAUGCCAACGGUAAGCCUUAAAUAUUGCCUUCUCCACCAGGAAAUGACAUGUCCAAACUACUUUCUUGUUUUUCUUAAAUGUACAUAAUGUAAAUUGUGAUUUUCAGCAUUUUAUAACAAUGAAACUUUCAUUGGG